AUGACGAAGCCGCCUAUCCGAGUGGUUGCGCAACCGCCGCCGUCUCGAUUCUCUUCACAGUCACAACACUACACGACGUCUUCUCCGAGUUCCACGGCUCUGAACCCAUCACAAUGUGGCCUUUCAUCAGUCGGUUCCAUCAAAACAUCAUCCUAUACAGUUCCUACAAUUAGCGUCCCUCCGAUGGCCAACAGAAGUUACAACGAUAUGGUCGACUAUGCGGAACAACAGCGGCGGUUGAUCGAAGCGAAUCGCCGUGAAGUUGAGCGACGACAAACGAUGCGCGCGCAAGGUGGUGUUGACGCUUCGCAGAAACUGAAUCUGAUUCGGAAGAGAUCUUGCCGAAGAAGAAGGGGAACUAAGAAGGUUUGCAAGGAUGCUCUUAUAACGUGGGUUGUACUAGCGCUGAAAUAUUUUUCUAGGUUAUCCGAGCUGGAACAUGAAACGCGCAAUUUGACGAGAAGAAAUGGUGAAAAGGAGAUCCAAUUGAAUCAGCUAAGCGCUGAAUUACGAGAGCAGCAGAGUGUGCUUCGUGCGGCGGCUAGUCGAGUAGAGGCCCUACAGUGGCAGAUUGAUGAAAUAUAUCGACGAAGGAAGGCUGCAGCUGCAGCGGCACUCUCCGAACAGCGAAAAAUGCAACAACAGGUUGCUCCACGAGUACCUGAUCCGGGCCGUACGGUGGCGGUUAACGAGCGACCUCGCGCCUCGGUAGAGCCAUUCCAAGCCAGCCUUGUCACUACGCAUGAUACGGAACCGGAUCUGAAAGAGGAAAAAUGCGCUGUGGGUGACGUCUCACUGGACGGUGACUAUGGAUUCGUUGUGUAG
Cooperia oncophora is the source of this 825-nucleotide messenger RNA. The record is from the annotation of a GenBank genome assembly. NCBI's taxonomy places the organism in Eukaryota, Metazoa, Nematoda, Chromadorea, Rhabditida, Trichostrongylidae.